UGUCGUACAUUUUGACGUAGUCAUUUCUGUUGCACGGACUUUCCUGUUCUGUACUGUUUGGGUGCAGAGAAUUCUAGUUAACAUUAAGGGGUUAUACAUCUAAUAAUAGUGGCGUCGAGUGGCUAGGGUUCGAUUCUGCUGUUAUUCCUGACAACAAAAUCGGAUAGAAAAACUCCUGCCCGUAGAGAAUGGUCACCAGGCUAAAUUUACAUUGUACCUUCUUGCAUAUCUAAUGACAUUUGCAACGUUAAUGUGAAGACAGACUAUUGGUCUCGAUUGGUCCAUUUAAGUAAAGUAGACAACUAUGAAUAUUUAUAAGGGUCUUCCACAUUAUCUAAUCCCCCAUGCAUAUAAUGCGUUGUUAUGAAUCAGCCUGUUGAAUCUCACGGCCGCACUUUCAUCCGCGCUUUGGAUCAACUGAACGUCUCGAUAAAAACAUGAAGGUGAUACAGAUCUAUUGGCUGGUCUGUGCCUGUUGCUUUUCCCGUGAUAAAUUUGGGGCAGAAGCCGUGACAGGAAGAACUGCUGAGCCUGAAAACCACCAGGAUCCGCAGCAGCAGCAGCCUCCCCAAGCGCUACCUCCGGCCGAUGAAGACGUGAAAUGUCCCCCUCUGGGCAAUUUCACCGCAGCGGAAGAAGGUGGAACACUGCCCGAGCAGCCAGCUUGGCCCGACUCCGGAAUGGGCCAUUUUGGAAUUCCAGCGAACAUCACACAGGAGGAACAGCAGAACGUCACACUUUCUGAAGAGGAGGGUAGCGCAGACUCGUGGGUACAUGUAACCCCCGCUGAGCUGCGGCCUAGAGAGGGCCCCUAUCCCGGGUGCGUGACCGCCGCCGUGGCCUCCUGUGCGGGCCGCUGUGGGGAGGGCUUCUCUCCGGGGGACGACAAGAUGUGCCUGUGUGAUCUGGACUGCCGACACUUCCGAGACUGCUGCCUGGACUAUGGCGAACUCUGCACCGAGAGUUGGCACAGGGAUUCUAAGCGAGAGCGGCGACCCGUCGUCACGGAGACCUCUUGUUCCAACCGUUGCUAUUCAGACAACUCCAUCAGUGCGACAUCUUGCGACUUUUCGAACUGCAGCCGACGCAGCACCUGUUGCAGCGACUUCGCUCAGGAGUGCUCCAACCGGCAGCAAACACCUCCGGACCCAGUCCAUCGGGCAGUCCGACCGGCCCCGUACGAGUGUCGGCCCAGCGGGAACACCGGCACCUUCCACUGGAUGGUGGCGAGCUGCCCGGCAGCGUGGCGCGACGCUAACGUCAGAAGUCAGUGCGGGAAGAUUCAACUUGUUUCUGCUGCUGAGGGCUUUACAGGGGUGAAUCUCACCAUAGAAGAUGCUGUGUACAUCACUCCUGUGGUAGACGCGGUCUCCUUGACGACAUAUUCCAACGUUUUCUGUGCUUUGUGUAACGGGGCGUCGCACAUGCUUGAGAGCUGGCAACUAGAGGUUCAAAUGUCCUGCGAUAACUCGUCUGCACCACGCGAUUUACAAAGCCUAAGAGAUGGGUUGUGUCAGGCGUUUCUGUUCCAUUUCAAACCCCCUCAAUCAUUUGAUGCUCGGCGCUGCGUGCCGAGUGACCAUGUGUCUCUCGGGCCGACUUGUCCCGUGGACCCCUCCUCCGGCCUGGUGGCGUAUGUCCACAGCGACUCUGUUCACAAAUGUUACCGUAACGUGUUCAGCGCGCUUUGCCAUGGUAUAGAUGUGUCCGAUCUAGAGUGUGGGCUGCUCGUUGCACAUUUCUUGCCGGAAGAACACCAACCUCAUUUUAUCUUGAAUAAUUUGAAUCUUGGCCAGCUGUUUAAUUUCGGCAGUUUGCUCCACGGCCCUGAUAGGCCAGAUACAGUCGAAGAAGCAGCCCGCUGUCCCCCGAGUAGCUUCUAUGACCCGAUCACCGACGCUUGCCGUAGGUUGUACCGCUCUCCACCUAACCUGAUGCACCCUGACGAACCAUCAGACUGGUGUAGUAAUGACUCCGUACCCUACAACAUUUCCCAGGUAUCCCCCCAGCCCAGCGGCGAUGUUGUGCUUUUGGGCGUAUCAGACAACCUGACUUGUAACGCGACGGAGUAUCUCAUCGUGGAGAACCAGGCUUACGUUUGUAAGUCGUGCUUACGUCGUUACGACUCUGGUACCGGUAUAGACGCUAAAGAUUUGUACUCGCAGACACUGCUGACGACCACCAUGCUCAGUCUGUCCAUUGCCUCGGGAAUCGGCUUCAUCGCUCACGGUGUGUACUAUAGAAAGUUCUCUUCUACUCCGGACAGGCUUAAGCUGCAGCUUGUCGUCAUGCUCACCCUGGCCGAGUGCCUCUUCAUUUCCCGCUCUUUCCUCGCUGAUCUCGAGCGUUUCUGCACCACUGCCGCCAUCCUCCUGCACUACUGUCUUCUCGCAACUUUCCUCUCGAUGUCGUCGCUUGCGUUUGAUCUGUUUAGGAAGCUCUGCUGUGCCCAGUUCAGCAGCUAUGGGGUCCCGUACCGCCGCUAUGCUGUGUUCAGCUUCGGGCUGCCCCUGGUCCUGGUCAGCGUGUGUGCUUUCCUGGAUUUUUCUCCGUGGACAGAGGCAUUCCGUGUAGGGUACGGUGGGCAGAGGUGCUGGAUUGACAAUGAUUGGGCUUCUCUCUUAGCGUUUGGUGUGGUGGUAGGGCUGGUCGUUCUUUCCAACGCUUAUUUCUUGGUGUGGAUCGUCGUAUCCCUGUACCGCUCGGGCCGUGAGACGGCUGCGGCACGCACGGGGGCGGAGAUUGCCCUGAUGCGGGUUUGCUUCCGCAUCACCAGCCUGAUGGGGCUGACCUGGGCGCUGGGUUUGGUGGCUCCGUUCGUGGAUAACGCCGUCCUGUGGUUGGUGUUCACGGGGAUGAACAGCGCCCAGGGGCUGCUCAUUGUCAUCGCUCUUACCGUGAAGAACUGCAAGGCCUGCGGUUCGAAAUCCGAGCUGUCGGAAACUGGGAAGGGAAGCCUGGGGUCGAGUGAGAAGGGUAGGCUGUACCAUGUCACCGUCCGCCAGGAGGGGUGCCCUAACAUCAGCAACAAUAUCACCAAGCUGUAAACCAACCAUUCGAGCAUGCACUGUUUCGGCAUGUCAACAUACGUACGUGUAUGAUUAGAGGUCUUCAUGACAUUGUGAUUCAUAGUGAAAAAGGAAACAGAGUCUAGAAUUACGAUGACGGGGAAGUGUCAGGAAGAAUAAGUGUAUUACAUAUAUUGAAAGAGUAUUAUAUGCCCUCUAAAACCCAGCUUAGAAACAAAAUAAACUAUACGCCAUGUGUGUAGACCAAGGACAUUGUGAAGUUAGGAGCCUUUACCGAGGAAGAAAACAUGGGAAUUGUACAGUACUCCAUUCAGGUAGUAUGAAUUGAAGUAAUGUG
Messenger RNA from Branchiostoma belcheri (Belcher's lancelet), 3366 nucleotides. RefSeq lists its product as uncharacterized. Gene Ontology annotation, molecular function: G protein-coupled receptor activity. Gene Ontology annotation, biological process: G protein-coupled receptor signaling pathway; cell surface receptor signaling pathway. Gene Ontology annotation, cellular component: membrane. Lineage: Eukaryota; Metazoa; Chordata; Leptocardii; Amphioxiformes; Branchiostomatidae. The record is from RefSeq and is a predicted model, not a curated record.